Molecule: messenger RNA, 2295 nt
Organism: Leptopilina boulardi
Lineage: Eukaryota; Metazoa; Arthropoda; Insecta; Hymenoptera; Figitidae
Gene: BHD
Product: folliculin
Exons: 8
Coding region: 274-1764 (496 amino acids)
Biological process (GO): negative regulation of transcription by RNA polymerase II; positive regulation of GTPase activity; positive regulation of transforming growth factor beta receptor signaling pathway
Cellular component (GO): cytosol
Molecular function (GO): GTPase activator activity
Source: RefSeq, a predicted model, not a curated record
GAUGGCUACCGCUUGUACCAGCGCGGAAGAGUUCUCGGUUUUUUAAUGUUGUUGAAAAUGUAGGCUUUGUUAUUUAUCGUAAAAACGUCAUGUGUCAUUAGUCUUUAUUUUUGUUUGUCACGUGAGAAAACUGAUAAACCCUAGUCCCCUAGUGGUCAUUAUUUCACCCGAUUUUAAUUAGUACAAAGGUAAUGUUAAGACCAAAGAAACGUCGAAAAAAUAUUCAGGCUCAGCCUUGAGUUUAAAAAAAUAGUUUGCCUGUGAUUAAGAGAAAUGAAUGCGGCAAUAGCUCUUUGCAGUUUCUGUGAAAUGCAUGGACCAAAAAUUAUAUUCACAACACAAACAUUUAAAAAUAAUGAUGAUCAAAAUCUUGAUAAACUUAAAUUUUACGGACCAAAAGAAAUAUUUACACAAAAUUCAAGUUCUCAAGCUGAAAUACAACAGGAUUGUGGAGGAUGUCAUAGUUUAGGUGAUUUAAAAUAUUUAAGCAAUGAACAUGAGACAAGAACAUCAUUUCUAUCGGCUCAACAAUCAUUAAUGAUUGACAUUGAUAAUUUACUGCGACAUGCUUGUAUUAGGAGUCUAAGCUGUGAAGUACAUCCUGGAAAAGAAGGAGUUUGCUAUUUUGGUGACGAUAAUCGGGGUCACGUUUUAAGUCAUACGUUUACUCUAAAGGAUGCUCAAGCAAGAGGUUUUAGAAGAUGGUGUAGUUUCAUUGUUUUUAUGCGUGAUAAACAGUUCCUAUUGAAUAUGUGGCCUUUUCUUGUUGAUAAUUUAAAGGAAGUGAUACGUGAAUUGCAAGACUAUGCCGAAAGAAACUACAAUAUUGAAGAAGCCGAAUGUCCACAAAGAGCUGUUCGUCUUUCUAAUGCUAAUAAUGGACCCUCAUCACAAAUUACUAACAAAUAUCCUAGAACUCUCAGUAAAAUUACAAAUGAAAAACACGUUUAUGUCAGAAUACACAUGUGGUUAGUGUGGAUUCUCAGUGCUGGAGCAAGACAUUUUGUUGAAGUCUUACCAUUUAGUUUGCUCGAUGAUAAAAUGAAUUUUAACAUCAAAGAUCAUAUAGGAGGCCCUAUUGGAUAUAUGUUGUUCAAUGCCAAAUUGCCAGUGACUUUAAAUUUAGAUUUAGACGUUCCUCAAAUUGACGAAGUUUCAAACACAUGUCCAACGACAUUUUUGCGUAAUUUGAGAGAAGUUCUGGGAAAGGAUCAAUUUCGGCAAAUUUUAUUCGCCGUACUUACUGGCGUGCAAAUAUUAGUUCGUGGUCCAAAAUUGCCAACAUUGAAAUCUUUAUAUAGUCUCUGUUCUCUUGUGCCCAAGGCAUGUCGAAGAGUAAAAACACAAGCUGUUCAAUAUUUAGACUCUAAUAUUUGCAAUUUCAUUGGUGUGGAUACUACAGUUGCAGUUCCAUUGCCUUGUUCUGAUGUAUGUAGACUUGAUAUAAUUCCACCUGAACAUAGGACGGAUAAUUCAAAGUCACAUGUUAUUAAAUGGACAGGAGUUUUACCUCCAAAACUUCCGACACUUUUGAUUAAAAUGGAAAAGUCCAUUGAAAAUGAAAAUCUCACGAAUUCAGUUUUGAGAUCUCAUUUUGCAGCUUUGCAAGAAGAAUGGGCAAAUAUUGCAAAAGUGCUUCAUACAAUGAGAGGAAGAGGCUGCAGAGGAGAUCUUCCUGGAUUAAUGUUGAGCUUGGGCGCGGGACCACAAGAUCAAAAACUAUUGGAUGUAUGGUCGAUGGGAUUACCUUCAAAUCCUGCGUGAUUAGCAGAUUUUCUUUCUUUUUUUUUUUUGUAUAAAUGUAUAGUCCGUUCUGUUAAGGUUGUGUUUACUAGAAUUAUUGUUGAGAAAAUCAUUUUCCAUUAAAGCAUGAAUGAUAUACGCAAGAUUAACUGCUCGUAAGAUUUAAAAUAUAAAAAGCUGGCUUGGCAAUUUGUGAUUUUAAAGAAAUUUAUUAUGAUAAUGUAAAAGUUCCUUUGAAAAAGUAUCGAAUGAUAGUGUGAAACAGAAAAGUAUACGUAAAAAAUAAAAUUAAAAAGAAAAAUCGAGACAAAAUAUUAGUUUCGAUUUUAAAUAUAAAUUUAAGGGGCGAAGAUAAUAACUAUAAUUUUAGAGCAAGAAUUUUAAGUCUAGAAAAUAUUUUUACUAGAAAGAAUGUUGAAAAAAAAAAUUGUUAAUAUGAAGAGUAUUCUAAUAUUGUGUAAUGUAGUGUGUUCAAAUUUGUUAUAAGAAUUUGUUUAUACAAAGUAGAUAAAAAAAAAUAAAAGUUUGCAUUAAAUAAAUGUGUUUUUAAUA